Humulus lupulus (European hop) is the source of this 411-nucleotide messenger RNA. RefSeq lists its product as uncharacterized. NCBI's taxonomy places the organism in Eukaryota, Viridiplantae, Streptophyta, Magnoliopsida, Rosales, Cannabaceae. Bases 1 to 411 code for a protein of 136 amino acids. The transcript has a single exon. The record is from RefSeq and is a predicted model, not a curated record.
AUGAUUGAAAACGAACUUGACUUUCCUGGAGAGAACGCCAUGAAGGUCGUGAGGGAAAAUUAUGAACAUUGGACUGCUGCCAACAAUAAUGCCAAGGCGUACAUGCUCGCCAGCAUGUCAAAAACGUUAAGGACUAAGAUAGAGGAUGUCAAAAUUGCUUACUACAUCAUGGAAAAACUCCAAGAAAUGUUUGGGCACAAGUCGACUCAAGCUAGUUUUGAGGCUACCAAGAAAUAUGUGAACUGUAGGAUGGCACCUAGCCAUCAUGUUUAUAAUCAUUUCAUUAAGAUGAAGAACUACUUCCAAGAAGCUGAGUUGCAUGGAGCAAUAGUAGAUGAGAAGACUCAAGUCAGAAUUAUUCUCAACAGCCUUGCACCUAGUUUCCUUACAUUUACUAUUGAGAUUGGUUAA